Messenger RNA from Heterobasidion irregulare TC 32-1, 1464 nucleotides. RefSeq lists its product as uncharacterized. Lineage: Eukaryota; Fungi; Basidiomycota; Agaricomycetes; Russulales; Bondarzewiaceae. The record is from RefSeq and is a predicted model, not a curated record. Bases 1 to 1464 code for a protein of 487 amino acids. The transcript has 11 exons. Gene Ontology annotation, cellular component: cytoplasm. Gene Ontology annotation, molecular function: aldehyde dehydrogenase (NAD+) activity. Gene Ontology annotation, biological process: aldehyde metabolic process.
AUGUCUCUGCAACACACCCCCAUCGCUGAACUGGACUCGAUCUACGAGACGCUGCAAAAGACGUUCCGAGACGGGGUCGCACGGCCGCUCGAAUGGCGCAAGCACCAGCUGUACCAGCUCGCGCGGAUGGCGCAGGAAAAUUCAGACGCUUUUGCCGCCUCGAUGCACGCCGACCUCGGGAAGCCCGCUAUGGAGGCGAUCCUGGGCGAGAUCGGGCCCCUCGUAGAGCGCAGCAUCAUCAGCGCGCAGUCGCUGGACGAGUGGGCCAAGCCAGAGCCCGUGCCCGUCCCAGAGUGGCAGCAGCCAUGGGCACCCACGCUUCACAAGACGCCGAAGGGCGUGGUUCUUAUCAUCGCGCCAUGGAAUUAUCCCAUGAUCCUAUCUCUGCAACCCCUCAUGGGCGCCAUCGCGGCGGGUUGCCCAGCCGUCAUCAAGCCCUCUGAGGUUUGCCCAACCUACUCCUCCCUUCUCGCCUCGCUCCUCCCAAGAUACCUGGACCAAUCCGCGUAUCGCGUCGUCAACGGCAGCGUGCCAGAAGUAUCACAUCUGCUGAAGCUCAAAUGGGACCACAUCUUCUACACCGGGAACGGGAGUGUGGCGAGGAUCGUCUCAGCCGCAGCAGCGAAGCAUUUGACGCCGGUCACCCUCGAACUCGGCGGAAAGUCGCCCGUGCUCGUCGAUGCCAACUGCGACCUCAAGCUCGCAGCCAAGCGCGCAUUCUUCGGAAAGACCACCAACGCUGGCCAGAUCUGCAUUUGUCCAGACUACGUCAUCCUGCCCCGCUCCGCUAAGGACGAGUUCGUGGCGGGUCUCCAAGACGCGUAUGACACAUUCUAUCCAGAGGGCGCGCUCAAGUCGGAGAGCUUCGGCAGCAUCGUAUCGAAACUCCACUAUGACAGGCUGCUGGACCUCCAGAAGCGCACGCGGGCAAAGGCUGUCAUUGGAGGGAAGACGGAUGGGCGCAACAGAAUCGAACCGACGGUAUAUGUCGAUGUAGAGGAUGAUGAUUCUCUGAUGGAGGGGGAGAUUUUUGGCCCUUUGUUCCCGAUCGUUCUUGUUGAUGAUAUCAAUGAGGGUAUCGAGCUGAUCAACAAACGGCCACAUCCUCUUGUGCUCUACGCAUUCACAAACGACCCUAAAGUAAAGCAAGCGCUCAUCGACAGGACGCGCAGCGGAACGCUCAUCUUCAACGACACCAUACAACAGCUCUCUGUGAACGAGAUACCAUUCACAGGCAUCGGAGAAUCUGGCCAAGGAUAUCAAAUCUUGAAAUACACCUACGAUGGCUUCACGCACUUGCGAGCCUCGAUCGACAUCCCUGCGGAAUCGGAGCCUAUCCUCUCGCCGCGUUACGCCCCGUACACUCCAGAAAACAUCAAACUCCUGACCGAUGCCACGCUGAACCAGCCCAUCCCAAAAAGCGUCUACCCCAAGGCCGAGCAGAACGGCAAGGCCCGUUAUUAG